AAUCUGCAGUUAGUACAAGUAUGACAGAGGAUCUGAAGGAGAAGAUGGAUUUGAAAGCAAUGAUGCUAAAAAUGGAGGAAUUUGAGAUUUCAAAUCGUGAAUUAUUUCCGCCGGAAUAUGAUUUUUCCAAGGUGUGUUCCUGCAACGAAUGUUGUGCGAAAAUAAAGGUUCUGAAGGAAUUCGAGACAGACCUGCGGUCUAGAGCGGCAUAGUCCAAGCUCGUGUAGAUCUAGUGGGUCCAGAACGGUAAGCUUGUGGGAUCUUCUUAAUGGUCACCUUAAAAGGCUACACGAGAAGACAGGAGGCUCAUUGGAGAUUAAAAGAAGUAAAUCUGAAGAUUAUUUGAGGAAGAUAUAUUUUGAAAUUGUUAAAAAGCUAAUGGUUUAUGAAUUCAUAACUGAACGUGAUUUUAAAGAUGCCAGAAAUGCAAAGGUAUGGUGAUACUCUUUCUCUCAAACGCGACAUCAAAGCUGCUUUUCAUCUUUAAGAAGACACCCAAUUUAAGGAUGUCUGUUGGAUUCUCAACAAGAUUGAAGCCAUUGAACACAAGCAUGAACAGGACAAGAGAUAUGCUGAAGAAGAAGAAAAAAGAACGUUGGAUUUUUCAAUCUCCAAGAUGCACAUUGUCAACCAAAUCAAGUGUUUAGAGGAGUUGCCCAUUGGCUAGAUCCAUCAAGAAUUUCAAAAGGUUUUGCAAAGAGUUGAUCCCGAGAUUGUGAACCCGAUCUAUAGAGCGGAUGAUGUGGUCAAUGAAACUUACAAAAAAAUGAUUGGUAUCCAAAGGCAGUUUUGGAAACAGUAUGAAGGGACUGUUUCCCUCAGAAGCAACAAAGACCAGGGAGAAACACAGCUGGAGUGGAUUGAAGAAAGCACUCGAUUCAUUAGGCCGGCAGGCUGAUUGCUUUAACCAGCGGUGGAAGACGUCACUCCAUGUCAAGGAUCGGACCCUAAAAGGUUAAAGACAAGCACUGGAUGUGAGACAAUGGUGCCAUCUUCAUCAUCUCUUUUCAAGGGUUAAAGAGAUGCAUAGCGUAUGCAAUGAAAUUUGAUAUACCAGAUAUGGUUCUAUGUUAUCAUAUAACUGAAUUGUUGAGCUCUAUAUAGCUAGCUCCGUUUCAGAACAUCCAACUUAUGGGUUUUUUACAAGUAUAUUACUAAAAUAAAACUUAUUUAUUACUACAACGUAGUGUUGUGGUAACUUAAAGUUCAAAACUUGAAUAUGAAUUACUAUGAUUUCAUUACUACUCUAGUAACUAGUCAUAUUUUUGUAAACCAUCUUUAUUUUGGUCAUAUUUAUGUAAUUAUUUCAUUAUGGAAUAUUGCCAUUUUUUUUAUUAUCGGAAUAUUGCCAUUUAAAAAAAAUGAGUAUUCAUUUUCCAAAUAAUUCUUAAUUAUACGACUUCAUUAUCUUAAACUUUGUGCAAAAUCAAUGGUGUUAUUAAAUGGUGAUAGAGGAGUACUAUAUAUAAUUAAUCAAUUUAUCUAUAAAAUAAAAAAGUACGUAGUAAUAAGUAAAGCAAAAAAACUAUUGCAAGUUUAUAAGGGCACGACAUAAAUUUGAUAAAUCCUUUAAAUUGCUUCGCAAAAAGAAUUACGGAGUAUGUAACUUUUGUAUUGGCCCAAACAAUAUUUCUUUCAAUUCUAGCUAUGCCACUGUUUACCACCUUAAGUUAUUUCUUUUCUAAAUGCAGAUGGCAGCCCAUUACUGGUUACCAAUUGUCAACCUUACUUUUGUUUUUUUUCAUUUAUUAAUUCCAAAGGUGAGUAAUGAUACUCUGUAUAAGCAGUAUGAUGACAAAAUUCAGUCUGGCAUAAUGUACUUGAACUUUUGGAGGCAACAUUUUCAAAAAGUUUUUGGAAAAUGGAAAGUUCUAUAGAACUUUUUGAGACAACUGUUUUUUUUCCUUUUGACAAUAGCUUUUAAGUUCUGUAUUUACAUAUCAUUCUUUGGAUCCAGUGACCUGUGCUCAUGUAGAUUAUAUUCAAGACUUGGUUUCUAUCUUUAUAUUUACAAAUAUUCAGCUCGAACUUCCUAUGAUCAUUUGAAUCCCCCAUCAAAAUGAAGUUCGGGAAGGAAUUUGCCUCCCAGAUGGUCCAAGAAUGGGGGGAAGCAUACAUAGAUUACAACCAUCUAAAACAAAUCCUAAAGCAAAUCCUAGAAUUCCGGAAGCGGAAUGCCAUGUCAUCGCCAUCAACCGUCUCACCAGGAACUCCAAAGAGUUCAAUAAAGAGAAGGUUGACAAUGUACAGAGCCUUCAGUGGACUGACAGAAAAUUCUCCAGCGAUCAAUCAUGAGGAUGAAGCGAUCUUAGUAAACACCAUGGGGCCGGAGGAUGGCAAGGAAGCACCACCUCACUACCAAACAAUGUUCCUUAAGUCAUCAGAAUCCGGAGGGGUCUAUGAGCUCGAGUAUUUCGAAAAAGUUGACAAUGAAUUCAACAAAGUCGUGAGUUUCUAUUCCCGAAAAGUGGAAGAUGUGAGGAAGGAAGCGGGUGAGCUGAGCAAACAAAUGGAUGCACUCAUUGCUCUUCGGGUCAUGGUGGAUAAACCCGUGAUGGGGCUCAAUGAAGAAGCUAAGUUGCAUUUAGCUGGCGCAAUUCAAGAAGAAGAUUUUAGGCCUGCCCCGUUGGGAGUGUUGAAUAACGUAAGAAUCAAUGUCAAACCCGAAACGCCAGUAUCCACUUUGGCAAGCGUGCUGAAGAUUUCAAAUUCUGAACUGAAGUACAAUAGAGUGGAGCUAAAGAAAGCUGAAGAUCAGCUGAAGAAGGCAUUCUUGGUGUUCUAUCAUGAGCUUAGGCUUCUUAAGGGAUACUGAUCACAUCAAGGAAAGCUUCAAGGGCAUACCUAGAGAUGGUUGAUAGAUCAUGUAUUGGAAGUUCUGAUGAGAUUACUAGACUGUUGGAAAGAACAGAAGCUACAUUCAUUAAGCAUUUCGCCAACGGGAACCGAAGGAAAGGAAUGUCUUACUUAAGGCCACAAAAGAAACGCGAGAAACACAGAAAUACAUUCUUUCUUGGUUUGUUCUCAGGUUGCUCAUUAGCAUUGGUUGCAGCUAUUCUUGUUUCCAUUCGUGCUAGAAACCUUCUUGAACAUGAGGGGAGUGGUCAGUUUAUGGAUAACAUAUUUCCGCUUUACAGUUUGUUUGGAUUUGUCGUCCUACACUUGCUAGUGUAUGCUGUGGACAUAUACUGUUGGAGGAGAUGCCGGAUAAACUAUACCUUCAUAUUUGGCUUCAAGCAAGGAACAGAACUUGGUUAUAGGCAUGUUCUCCUCCUUGCUUCGGCCAUUUCCGUCCUUGCUUUGGCUGCUGUCCUCUCACACCUAGAUAUGGAAAUGGAUCCAAAAACAAGAAGUUUUAAGUUGCUUACUGAGUCGGUCCCGCUCGUCCUAAUUAGUGUUCUGUUUGCCAUAAUAUUCUGUCCUCUCAACAUUGUGUAUCGUUCAAACCGUUUCUUCCUCAUCAAAUGUGUGUGGCGUUGUAUUUGUGCCCCUCUUUUCAAGGUCACACUGCCUGAUUUCUUCUUGGCAGAUCAAUUUACAAGCCAGCUGACCUCCAAAUUCAUUUGGGACUAUGGCUUGGAUGUUGUUAUUGUUGUACUGGUAAUGGAGAAAAAGACAUGCAGUCAUGCACCUCAGCUUUACUAUCCACCGAAAAGGGCCUGGUUCUACCUGCUACCAGUAAGGAAUGGUAAACCAUUGGUUUGACCAACCACAAAAGAGGAAGAAACGCCCCGCAAGUCUGGUUGUUCUCUGGCCGUACUUGUUCAUGCUCAUUACUCCCCAACAUGUCUGCACCUGAUUGCGUAGUGACUCUAGUCAAGUAAUCACUAAUCAGGUGGUGCUUUUAAGUGUUACCAAGCACCACCUUCAUGCCGUUCUUGCCCCUUACUGUUCACAGCUGAAAAACUAGUUACACGCAGCAAAGUAGCUGAAAGGCAUGUAGCUAGGAGCUGAAAGUUGAGAGCUCUAGAGGCGUUUGGAAAAUUAAUGGCUGGUUCAGGCCAUCAGGAGUUUGGAAUUCUAUAUCUGUUAUUACGGAUGGGGAAACUUCAGGCAAAGAUCAAACAAAUGUCAACAGAGUGAUGUCUAUGAAAUCUUAUAUAUAAUUGUAGCAGUCAUCCCAUUCUGGAUUCGGUUACUUCAGUGCCUUCGUCGCUUUAUUGAGGAGAAAGAUCACAGCCAAGGGUUCAAUGGUCUGAAAUGCUUUUCAACAGUGGCUGCUCUGGUUCUAAGGACACUGUAUGAUCUAAACAAAGGAACAACACUGAGAGUUUUAGCCAUAGUCUUCUCUGGAAUUACCACAAUUGCCAAUACCUAUUGGGACAUUGUUAGAGAUUGGGGUCUAUUCCAAAAAGGUUCCAAAAACCCUUGGUUGAGGGACAAACUCCUUGUUUCAAACAAAGCAAUCUACUUUCUUGCAAUUGUAACGAAUAUGAUAUUGAGGCUUGUAUGGAUGCAAAUAGUUCUAGAUUUUAACCUGCCAUUUUUACAUAGAAAAGCCACAGCUGCAAUUGUUGCUUGUCUGGAAAUCAUUCGCCGAGGCAUCUGGAAUUUUUUCAGGUUGGAGAAUGAGCACCUGAAUAAUGUCGGAAAGUUUCGAGCAUUCAAGUCUGUGCCCCUGCCAUUUAACCAUGAAGACAAGAGCAUAUAGUAGCCAGCUACUUCAAUUUGCAUUCUUCUGCUUUAACCGUUUUUGUUGAUGGAUGUUCUUGGACUCUCAAUUCGACCCGCCUAAUCCCAUCUCUUGAUUGGCUACUUUUUUUUAUAUAUUUCAAAUUGGAUCGAUCUUUUGCUAUAGUCCCACUAAUCCUAGACUCCUAGUCCGAUUUAAAUGUCAAGCUUUGAGUUUUUUUAUGGGUUUUAUCAUUGGUUCGUUUAUGAUGUUUUAAAUUGGAAUCAAAGCUUUUGAUCGGGGUUCCGAUCUAGUCUGCUAAACGGUGGCACAAUCUAGUCUGCUAAACGUAACGCCACCUAUAUGGUGCAUGUAAAUUUUACUAUUAUGUAUAUAUAUGAUCUGUUUAAAUCUAUUUUAUUUAUUCUGAUCUA
Molecule: messenger RNA, 5046 nt
Organism: Cuscuta epithymum
Lineage: Eukaryota; Viridiplantae; Streptophyta; Magnoliopsida; Solanales; Convolvulaceae
Source: the annotation of a GenBank genome assembly